Molecule: messenger RNA, 582 nt
Organism: Parastagonospora nodorum SN15
Lineage: Eukaryota; Fungi; Ascomycota; Dothideomycetes; Pleosporales; Phaeosphaeriaceae
Exons: 1
Coding region: 1-582 (193 amino acids)
Source: RefSeq, a predicted model, not a curated record
AUGCGAUUACUCAACGUGGCCACUUUCCAGCUUGAAACGUUCCACCAUUCAGAUCUCCCUAUCCCAGAAUAUGCCGCACUAUCACAUACAUGGGGACACGAAGAGGUCACAUUUCAGGAUAUUAUGACUGGCUCGGGCCGAGAAAAAGCUGGCUGGCCCAAAAUACUUGAGUCGGCCGCCAAAGCAGCAGAGCAUAGUUGCAAAUACAUCUGGAUCGACACGUGCUGUAUCGACAAAACCUCAUCGGCCGAACUUUCUGAAGCAAUCAAUUCCAUGUUCCGUUGGUAUCAAAAGUGUAAGAUUUGCUUCGCUUACCUUGAGGAUAUCUCGGUACAAUACAAAGCAACAACCAGCCAUUUGAGCAUUGACUCUGUGCUUGUCGCUCCUGGAACCAAAUCGCCUUCGCCACUUCAUCAUCCUGUCUCUUUUUCGAAAGCUCGCUGGUUCAGCAGGGGCUGGACGCUCCAAGAGCUCAUCGCUCCGGGUGUUCUCUACUUUUAUGAUUCAGACUGGAAUUUCAUUGGGGAGAAGAAGACUCUCUUAAGGAAAUGUCUGAGGUCACGGGAAUUGAUGCAGACGUGA